GCAAGCACUCCCACCAUCGGCGAGGGCGUGAAAGUCAAGUGAAACCGCGAAAGCAUCGCCCAGCAUCGCAGCCACUGGCCCCAAAAAGGGUUGACCGAGGGAAAAAGUGAAAAGCGAAGAAAAAUUCGAAUUCCAACUCAGCACCGUGCGAUUGUGCAGCGACACCCGGGGAAAAACCACGGCAUUCGGAAGCUCGCCAGAGCCUUUUCCUUCAUUCAUUCCGGAAGCGAAAGUGUGCGUUGAAUUCUUUGUCUCUCUCACGUGCCCUAUCUCGUGUUCGCUUCCACACGUGCUGGCUGGCGACGAUAAAGUGAAUUAACGGGAGUAAACAUCCUGACCGGAAGUCGGCAGGGAAACCGGUAGCCGCGGGUUCCUUCUUUCCUCGAGGCUCGAGAGGCUGCCUGGCCAUUACUUGGUUUCGAUUUUCCCCAAAUUUAAAACCCCAUUACUUGCCGGCCUGCUGUGCGUGUUUCUAUUGUGAUCCCUGUUGCUGCAAGACACCCGGAAAGCCGUAAAGCAUGGUGCAAAAGUAUGAAUCUCCGGUCAGGAUCUACAAAUAUCCGUUCGAGCUGGUCGUGGCGGCAUACGAGCGACGCUUUCCCACGUGCCCGCAAAUGCCGAUCGUGCUCGACUGCGAGAUCAUCGAGGACAACCUGUACGACAACGGGGCUCGGCGUGACACGGAGCGGCGUUGUACGAUCGCCGUCGAGGCGCCGUACCUCAUCAAGAAGAUCAUCGGCGUCGAUGUGGUGUUCUUCAUCCAGAAGAACUUCCUCGACAUGCGGACGCGCACGCUGAGCAUCGAGGCGACGAACGAGUCGUUCGCGACGCGCGUGGAAAUCUUCGAAAAGUGUCGCUACUACGCGCACCCGGAAAACCCGGACUGGACGUGCUUCGACCAGACGGCCACGCUCGACAUUAAGAACUUCUUCGGCAUCGAACACUCGAUGGAGAAGAUGGGCAUGAAGCAGUACACGCAGACGACGCUCAAGGGCAAGGAAAUCAUCGAGUACUUCGUGAACGAACUCAAACAGGAAGGCGUAACGCACGUGGAAAGAUGGGUCGAUGACGGCACCAGUGAAGAUCACAUCAGCAAGAGCACCAGCAGCGGCACCGCUGCCGGAGCGUCCGAGAAGCCUCCGCUGUUGCGCGACAAUUCGAUCCUUGACGCCGACUACAUCGCCAAGUAUCUUGGCCAACUAACGCCACUGCAGGAAUCGAAGCUGGUGCAGUUCCGCAAACGGUUCGAAGAAACAGCAGAACACCCGGAACCGGACUACCAAACGUUGCUACGUUUUCUCCGGGCGCGUGACUUCAGCAUCGACAAGUCGACGGUUAUGCUACAGGAGUCGUUACAGUGGCGCAAGGAGCACCGGAUUGACGACAUUUUGGGCGAAUACAAAACGCCGGCGGUCGUGGAAAAGUACUUCCCGGGCGGGUGGCACCAUCACGACAAGGACGGUCGACCGCUCUACAUUCUGCGGCUCGGCACGAUGGACGUGAAAGGAUUGCUCAAGUCGGUCGGCGAAGAUGAGCUGCUCAAGCUGACGCUACACAUUUGCGAGGAGGGCUUGAAGCUGAUGAAAGAGGCCACGAAACUGUUUGACAAGCCGAUCUGGAACUGGUGCUUGCUGGUCGACCUGGAUGGCCUCUCGAUGCGGCACCUGUGGCGCCCGGGAGUGAAGGCCCUGCUGCGUAUCAUCGAAACGGUCGAAAAGAACUACCCGGAAACGAUGGGACGCGUGCUGAUCGUCCGAGCACCGCGCGUUUUUCCGGUGCUCUGGACCAUUGUCAGCGCGUUUAUCGACGAAAAUACCCGCUCCAAGUUUCUGUUCUUCGGUGGCCCCGACUGCAUGCACAUGGAAGAUGGCAUAGAGCAAUACGUGCACACGGACAAGAUUCCCAGUUUCUUGGGCGGCUCGUGCAAUACGCUAAUACACGAAGGAGGUCUGGUGCCGAAGCAUCUCUACAAAUCGGAGUCGAUCGAGGAGAGCAACGGGGCCAUCCAAGCGCACGAUAACCAUGGGCUAUACAAAUCGGUUGAUCUCAAGCCCGGCCAACUGUUCGAACUGGCCAUCCGCAACAACGAUCCGAAGAGUGUGCUCACCUGGGACUUUGAGGUGCUGAAAAAUGAUACCCUGUUUGGCGUGUACCAUACGACCAAGGAGCUCGAACGCAACGCCAAUGAUAACUUUUCAUCGGUAUUCGACGCCGCCGGGUUUACGGAAGGUGUCAAUUAUAGUAAAAUUGAACAAGGCGUUCGAUGCCGCCCGAAAGAAGGUGUACAGGGUUCCCACGAAAUGGCCAACACCGGCACCUACGUGUUGCAGUGGAUGUGCCCACCGUCCAGUGACGGGCCAGCUCAACUGAUGUAUUUCCACGAAACGCUCAGCUCUGCCAACUACAAAGGCUCGAUGACUAGUCUGCAGUCGGGAUUCUCCUCCAACAGCCUACAAUCCCGAUGAUGAACAACGAAUGAGACUGAACCGAGCGCUGCCAGCCAGCCCUCGGCUGCAGCCCAAUCAUCUGUCCACUCAAUCAACCCUUUGCUCUAGUGGUUCCCCGCACUCUAUGGGGAGCACAGAGACCGGGUCCGGGGUCACUUUGUGGUGUGGCACACACACCACGUGCUUGCACUGACCCGGCACCGAUGCAGCCAAUGAAACCAUUUUUUUUACCUAAUGUUAUCCACUCUAUACCGGAAUCCUUGCUUGCGCGACAGCGCAUUUGUGCAAAGUGUUUUUACGAACAAACAGGAACAGCAGCAGUGAGAAGCAUAAUCAAUUAAUGAAACAAUCUCAAUGAGCAAACACAGCAAAACCGAUCUCGUAGUUUCACAGUAAUUUGUAAAAGUAGUACAGAAGACAAGGAGAGCAGCUAGUUUCGUACGAACGUUAGGAAAAUGCUACUUCCCUGCCGUCCUACCGUUGUGUCCCGUGUGAGGAGGACAAUAAUAGAAGGCGAAGUGUGCUGGGCGCCGAACGCAAAGGACACGAAGAGUGAUUUUGUGCACAUAACACACUACUUACACCACACACACCAUCCCCUUACUAUCUCUGUCUGUGUCUGCAAUGUUGGCCGUUCGCGCUUUGGUAAAACUGUAACGAUGUAAAUCUCAUUCACACAAUCACGAACUCGAUCACGAAUCUUCAUUGGCACACCGUGUCCGGGAGUAGGUAAGCCACGGUCGCCUAAUGGCACAAGGCUGAACGAAUGUCGAACCAGAACCAGUCACCUGGUUUUUAUGUUUCUCAUGUGGAGCAGAUCAUGUGUGUAAAUAUUCUUAUACUUAACUUCGGUAGUAUCUCAUUUUUCAUAAAAUAGCUAGCCGCCCAACGCAGGCGAAUGUAGGCACACACCAAUCGUGAUAGAUAUCAAACGGCGUGGAAAAGUGUAACUUUUUUAUUUGUAGUUUACAAAUCACUUGCGUAUGAUAUUUUAGAGCUUAGAACGUAUUGUACUGUUACGAUUUUAUUGUUAGGAAGAAGAGAAAAACAGCCAACAUACUCCCGGGUUUCCCGAAUCUUUUAGUCGCAUCUCAACUAAUGCACUAGAUGAUGGAACAAUAUGCUUUUGUGUACAGUGGCUAGCAAAACAAAGUUUAUUCUAACAAAACAAAUGGUUAAUACGAGGAUGCAAAAAUUGUUUUAGUCAAUCAAAGAUACGUCGAAAGUAGAUAUUUUAUUUAGGAGUAAUUAAGGGAAAACACCAAAAAUUACUAUUGAUUACUGAUUACUAUUGAAAAAAAAGUUUAUUUUGUUCUAUGCUUGCCAUUGCGCUCAGACAAUAUGGUAAAAACAGCGUUGUUUUGCGCCCUGUGGUCCUUUCUACAGUCCUCAGGUGCUAUUGUUGAUCAGAUUGUUUUAAUUUUAAUUUAUUAAAUGUGAGUUAAUUCUGUUGAAUUUCUUGGAGGUAGGAUAAAAUCUUGACCAAUGAGACGUUUGCCUUCGGGAAUUAUUACUUCUUUCGCCAAUGUUUGGUAAGCUUUCGAGUCACCGUAACCAGGAUAGGUUUUACACUCUCCCGUUUUAUGGAAAAAAUGCAUCCCUGCAACAAUGCAACAUAAUGUUUGUGCAAUAUCCGUGUUGUUUUUACCAUUAAAACUCUUAUUAAUGACCGUUUAACGUUCUGCAUCGAUGAGUUUAGAAUAUUUCAAGGUUUUUAUCAUCUCACAAGCUGAGAAACACUAUAAUGUCUUGUGAAUUCUUCAACGUGAGUUUCUUACCCUUAAUUUUGCGUUUUGACUGUUGAAACACAUAAAAAAUCGCGCCACUCAUAACCAACUGAAUCUACUCUAGUUGUUUAAAAAUUGGGGGCCCGUAUUAUUCAAACGUUCAGUUGAUAAACUAUGUUUCGCUAGCCACAGUAUUGUGAAAUCCAUUAAAUGCAACAAUAUUUGAUUUGAUCUAUCUAGAUCUAAGUGCGGCGCACCAGCAUUAGUUUUUAUUAUCAACAUCAAUCAACGUUUAGCAUACAGAAUUUUUACUAUCAUCAAAUGGACACGGGGAGAAUGAUCAUCUAGAAACAUUUCAUCAAUACGUAUCGUACAACACUAAUGCAGAUGGAUAAACAAACUAUACAAAAGGAAACAGCCGAAAAUUGCUUCAAAUGAACGAAAGCGUAUCAUUAUUAGUGUAUAUUUUAUAUUCAUCCAAACUGCUAGAGCUACGUGUGUGCCGCGUGUGUGACCCUCUUUCCAAACCCUGCUGCAAGAUACUAGUGAAAGAGUGAGAGUUAUUGUUAUUUAGGAACUAGAAUGAGAAAGGGUUCAUUUUAUAUUACAGGACCGCAAACGAAUGAGGCGAGUUUUUGAUUGUUCAAAAACUUUUAAAUGACACGGGAUGGGUUUGUUUUUUCAUUUUAAUCAUCUAAUUUUAAAACAUAAACGAAACAAAGCAUAAAACCAUACCGUCAGUGUGUCAGAAGGGGAAAAACAGAGGAUGUUUGUGCAGCGUUUUUGGGGUCAAGUUAAAUCUAAUAGCUUUUGCAUAGCCACCAGAGUACGCUACUAUUGGUACGAAAUUGUUAGUAGAUUUUCACGCAUACGCAACGUGAUAGAAAAAUUGUCAUCCAUUGCGCCGGGGCGUCGUAGUAGAGGCAAACGCAAACAUAACCCACAUUACACACAUAUUGUCCAGCGAACGUCUGUAGGGGGCAGGACGAGUACAGUGCAAAGUAGCGACAGUUACAGAAGAAUGGCCCCGGGUGGUAGUGAAAAUUCUUAUAUUCGGAAAAGACGAGAAGAGAGUACUGCAAACGACACAUAAAUCACAGUUUAUGAAAGCAUUGUAUUGUCGAAUUUAGUUUAUAACUGCAGAUAAUAAAGAAAUAUGGCAAAA
Molecule: messenger RNA, 5339 nt
Organism: Anopheles cruzii
Lineage: Eukaryota; Metazoa; Arthropoda; Insecta; Diptera; Culicidae
Gene: retm
Product: protein real-time
Exons: 8
Coding region: 519-2465 (648 amino acids)
Cellular component (GO): cytoplasm
Source: RefSeq, a predicted model, not a curated record